UUCAGAUGGAAUUGAAGAGUCAAUAGAAUGUUACCUAAGACUACCGAAGGAAUUAUUUCCUACCGCAAGAAUGUUUACCAUAGAUCCGAAUCAAAUCAUAGAUGUGUUCUGUGAUCAGAAAGAUAUAAGCGACCAUACGCCUUGGUUACUAGAUUUGGAGUUUGGAUUGCCUAGAGCAGCUGUCACCAGACAUAUUCCUAUUUAUGAUGUCCAGUUCAACAGUGUCCAUUGUAAGAACACACCAAGUGCGAUACAUCCAGGCUUCGAGAGAUGCAGUAAAGGUUUCAAAAGAGAGCUGCUAUUUUACUACGACUGUAUCGUCUCCACUUGGUACAAAGGUUAUGUCGCAAUGAAGAAUGACACGUCCGUGAAAAAUUUCCAGACAUGGUUACUAAAGGCGAUGCAAGUAUUUGGAAUGUGUUGGCCAUAACACGCAUGCAUGGUCAACACUUGUAAAUAUGCAA
Molecule: messenger RNA, 464 nt
Organism: Papilio polytes (common Mormon)
Lineage: Eukaryota; Metazoa; Arthropoda; Insecta; Lepidoptera; Papilionidae
Exons: 1
Coding region: 71-430 (119 amino acids)
Source: RefSeq, a predicted model, not a curated record